Messenger RNA from Dovyalis caffra, 221 nucleotides. NCBI's taxonomy places the organism in Eukaryota, Viridiplantae, Streptophyta, Magnoliopsida, Malpighiales, Salicaceae. The record is from the annotation of a GenBank genome assembly.
CCCCACUCGGGCUUCGACCUCCCGUACCUAGCCCACCUAAUACCCAUCACCCAAUUCCACAAGACAUUUCAAUUAUUCCCACACAUUCACAAGAUAUAUCUACUUCACUCCACCAAGAAGAUAAUCCUUCCUCUACAACCAAUACACCCGUUCGUCGCUCAUCUCGUCUAACCGGACCACCAAAAUGGACCUAUGAUUAUGUCCGCCGACUCUCCACCUCG